Molecule: messenger RNA, 4202 nt
Organism: Plectropomus leopardus (leopard coralgrouper)
Lineage: Eukaryota; Metazoa; Chordata; Actinopteri; Perciformes; Serranidae
Product: FERM, ARHGEF and pleckstrin domain-containing protein 1-like
Cellular component (GO): cytoskeleton
Molecular function (GO): guanyl-nucleotide exchange factor activity; cytoskeletal protein binding
Source: RefSeq, a predicted model, not a curated record
CGGAGCGCCGGGGCUCUUGUGCUGGAGGCGGUGUGUGUGUGUGGAGCUCUUUAUUGUUCCAGCAGAAAGCUCAAUGCUCGGUUCCCACAUUUGUCUCAAUGGCUAAAGCACAGAAACCACGUCCCACCUGAGAGGGAGCGGUUCGGCUUUGAGGAGAGGACUUAUUGAUCCAAACUUACUGCACCGUGCCGGAUUUACCGUCUGAAAUAAAACGACAAUCUGUGGAUCCUGAAGAGAGGGGACGUGAACAGCUCGAGAGCCCCUCACUGUAGCGUCUGCCACCAUGGUCGAACCAGCUGACAGGCCGUCUACAGCCGGACAGAGGCUUGGCGCCCCGGAAAGUUUCGGGGUGUCCACCCUGGAGCCAGGUCUGCGUCCUCCUGUCCAGCCUCCAGGGCGACUAGUCUCCAUCAGGGUUCAGAUGCUUGAUGACACACAGGAAGUUUUCCAGAUAUCGCAACGUUCCCCCGGCAAAGUGCUCUUUGACCUGGUUUGUGCUCAUCUCAAUCUGGUGGAGGGAGACUACUUUGGACUGGAGUACCAGGACCAGCGCAAGAUGACGGUGUGGCUGGAUCUGCUGAAGCCGACACUGAAACAGAUCAGACGGCCUAAAAACACCAUCCUUCGUUUUGUGGUGAAGUUCUUCCCUCCUGACCACACACAGCUCUUGGAGGAGCUGACUCGGUAUCUGUUUGCCCUGCAGAUUAAGCGCGACCUGGCCUGCGGUCGUCUCAUCUGUAACGACACCAGUGCUGCUCUCAUGGUCUCACACAUCAUCCAGUCCGAGAUUGGAGAUUUCGAUGAGACCCAAAGCUGGCAGCAUCUCCUCCACAAUAAGUACCUGCCCGACCAGGACGCCAUCAGAGACAAGAUCACUGACUGCCACCGCAAGCAUGUUGGACAGACUCCUGCAGAGUCGGACUACCAGCUGCUGGAAAUCGCCCGGCGGUUGGAGAUGUACGGCGUCCGUCUGCACCCAGCCAAGGACAGAGAGGGGACUAAACUCAGUCUGGCUGUGGCACACAUCGGGGUGCUGGUUUUCCAGGGGUACACGAAAAUUAACUCCUUCAACUGGUCCAAGGUUCGCAAGCUCAGCUUCAAACGCAAAAGGUUCCUGAUAAAACUGAGAGCAGACCCCGCUCAGAACGCCCACCAUGACACGCUGGAGUUUGCCAUGGCCAGCAGGGAUUGCUGUAAAAUCUUCUGGAAGAUCUGUGUGGAGUAUCACGCCUUCUUCAGGCUCUUUGAGGAGCCAAAACCUAAACCCAAGCCCAUCCUCUUCACCAGAGGAUCCUCGUUCCGCUUCAGUGGUCGAACCCAGAAGCAAAUCAUCGACUAUGUGAAAGACUCAGAGCUCAAGAAAGUCCCAUUUGAGAGGAAGCACAGUAAGAUUCUGUCCAACAGCAGCAUGUCCCCUCAGUCUUCGUCCUUCAGAUCGCAAGUGCCAAAAGAGAGUGCCAUGUCUGUCCAGUUAGCAGACCAGCCCGACUCAACCAGACUGAGCCAUCGAGCUGAAUGUAACGGCUCAGAGGAGCCGCCAGCGACCACAUCAACCACCAAUGGCUUCCACGACACACCGGCGGCACCCAGCACCGACCCCAUUCAGCCCCGACAGAACCACCACGGCAACGGAUCAGCGCCGGACCCGCAGUUCCUCCAACCAGAAAGUCCCGGUUCAGAGGACUCCCCAGGCGGAAGUCCCCAUGUGGUAGUUAACGGGAACGGCUCUGUGAAUGGACAGGGGAUGGGCGGCAUCGGUGUCCUGGGUCAAAGUCCUGAGGGUCGGCAACUAUCGCCUCUCACCAGCCCGCUGCUAACUGAUGCUGGAUGUGUCCGCAAUGAUGAUGAAGAGGAGGCGAGGAGGAAGAAGUUUCCUACAGACAAGGCCUACUUCAUCGCCAAGGAGCUGUUGACCACAGAGCGGACCUACCUCAAAGACCUGCAGGUCAUCACAGAGUCCUUCCAGAGCGCUGCGGGAAAAGAUGAGUCCUUCCCAGACUCUGUGAAGAGCUUGAUCUCCGCCAACUACGAUCCCAUCUACAAGUUCCACCAGGGAUUCCUCAAAGAGGUGGAGCAGCGGCUGGCACAGUGGGAGGGUCGCUCUAACGCCCACAUUAAAGGAGACUAUCAACGAAUUGGUGACGUUCUCUUGAAGAACAUUCAGGGUCUGAGGCAGCUGAUAGUUCAUCUUCAGAAACAUUCAGAGUGCCUGGUUGAACUGGAGCGAGCCGUCAGGUCCGGUCGGAAGGCGGAAGCUGUGUGUCGAGACUUUGAGCAGCAGAGAGUUUGCUACCUUCCCCUCAACAUCUUCCUCCUCAGGCCUCUGCACCGCCUGCUGCACUACAAACUCAUCCUGGAGCGGCUCUGCAAGCACUAUCCGCCGACCCACGACGACUUCAGGGACUCUAGAGCGGCUCUGGCGGACAUCUCUGAGAUGGUGCUGCAGGUCCAAGGCACCAUGAUGAAGAUGGAGAACUUCCAGAAGCUUCUAGAGCUGAGGAAAGAUCUGACCGGCAUCGAAAACCUCGCCAUCCCCGGGAGGGAGUUCAUCAGGCUCGGCUGCCUCAGCAAGCUCUCAGGGAAGGGCCUUCAGCAGAGGAUGUUCUUCCUGUUCAGUGAUUCCUUGGUGUACACCAGUCGAGGAAUGACUCCGUCCAAUCAGUUUAAAGUUCACGGCCAGCUGCCCCUGUAUGGCAUGACGAUCAGAGAAAGUGAGGAGGAGUGGGGAGUCCCUCAUUCAUUCACCUUGUUUGGGCAGCGCCAGUCUGUGGUGGUGGCAGCCAGCUGUGCGUCAGAGAUGGAGCGGUGGGUGGAGGACAUCAGGAUGGCCAUCGACCUGGCGGAGCAGAGCAGCAGCUUAAACUCCGACCUGCUGUCCACCAGCCUCACUGACAACAAGCUUUCCGAGGACGGUGGAGCCGAGUCUGAGGACGAGCUCUGUGGCUCACGCUCGUCUCUGGAGCGCCAGGGUCACCGUGGUAACACCACCGUGCACGUCUGCUGGCAUCGCAACACCAGUGUGUCCAUGGUGGACUUUAGUGUUGCUGUGGAGAACCAGCUGUCAGGUAACCUGCUGAGGAAGUUUAAGAACAGUAACGGCUGGCAGAAACUCUGGGUGGUCUUCACCAACUUCAGCCUCUUCUUCUACAAGUCACACCAGGACGACUAUCCUCUGGCCAGCCUCCCUCUGCUGGGCUACUCCGUCACCGUCCCGUCCGAGUCGGAGAACAUCCACAAAGACUACGUUUUCAAACUCCACUUCAAGUCCCACGUCUACUACUUCAGAUCAGAGAGCGAGUACACCUUUGAAAGGUGGAUGGAGGUGAUCCGCAGCGCCACCUGCUCCGCCAGCCGCUCGCUGCCGAGCACCAGGAAAGACCUUUACUGAUGAAUGUGCUCAGAGAGACUCACCUGGGUGAAGAUCUGGACUUCAGACAGCACAAACACCAGACAAAGACUCCUUAUAGACACAGAAUCACGACUAAUACCUCUGAGCAGUCGAUUCACACACAGAGGUCCUCCCACUUCACCUCCUUUCACCUCUUAUUGCACCACUCCUGUCUGAUCACAGAUGUCUGUGACGUAAUUCAUGAUCUUAUUUUCUUUCUCCAAACCGGCAGCACAAAGUCUCGCCGGCAACAUUUUUCUUUUCUGACUGUUUGUGUUUGUGUUUGUGCCAUUGAGCGUCGUUCACGUGCACACACGGAGGAGGAUUUUAUCUUUAUGAUGAACCUGAAUGAAAAAGAUUUACCAGAAGUAUUUGGGACACUGAAGCAUGAGAUUGUGCACCGUUGUGUUUUUGUAUUUUAUACGUUUCCUUGGUAAAUAAGAUCUAAGCCAGGAUUUUGUACUGUGUGCAUGUGAACUCACUAGCUGACGACAGUGCUUUCUAUACGUAAUAAUUCGAUUUAUUCAAUGUGACGCCUGUUUGGACACAAUAAGAAAACAUCUGUCUUUUUUCCUUUUUUAAGGUGACUUUUUGUACAGUACUUUGAUACACUGUGAAAUGUUCUUGUUUUCAUGAUUUCUUGUACGUUUUGCUUAUUUUAAAGUAUAAAUGAUUUCAAAACUGCUUACAACGCCAACGGAGAUUUCACUGGUCUGUUUGCCAAAUACCCUCUUCUUCUGUACUCCUCUAGUUUUCUGGACUUUACUAUUCUGAAUAAAGAUGAGAAAAAUUGUGUUCAUAUGAAAAAAACAGA